AUGAAACGUUUCGAAAGAGAAGAUGUCCUGGUGGCAGACAAGGAGAAUGUGGUCGACAAUAAACGCAAAAGAUCAACCGAAACAAUUGAUUCGCUGGCAAAAAAACAACGUCUGUCAACGGAAUCUAAUGAAGAACUUGAUCGUAAUGUCCGUUUGGAAUAUCUACUCAAACAGAGUGAAUCAUUUUCCAAUUUCCUUACGGCCACAACAAAACUGCCAACAAACAAGAAACAGCCGCUGCAGCAGCAACAGCUAAAAAAACAGAAUAACAAAAAACAAAAUAAACAACAACAAAUCACAGAAGAUAUUAAUAACAACAAUAAUAAUGGUCCCUUCCGCUUUGUAUCAUCACCCGAUUACAUCAAAGGUCAAAUGCGAGAUUAUCAAAUUGUGGGACUAAAUUGGAUGAUUUCGCUGUAUGAGAAUAACAUCUGUGGCAUAUUGGCCGAUGAAAUGGGUUUGGGUAAAACCCUACAAACCAUAUCCCUAUUGGGCUAUAUGAAACACCAUUGUAAUGAAGCUGGUCCUCAUUUGGUUAUUGUGCCCAAAUCAACGCUACAAAAUUGGAUGAAUGAAUUCCAGAAAUGGUGUCCAACGAUUCGAGCUAUCUGUCUUAUUGGCGACAAAUCGGAUCGCAAAGACUUUAAAAAGGAUAUUCUAGCCGUCGGCAAUUGGGAUGUCUGUGUAACAUCAUACGAAAUGAUAAGAUACGAAAAACAGGUGUUGCAGAAAAUCCAAUGGCGCUACAUGGUCAUUGAUGAGGCCCAUCGCAUUAAGAACGAAAAAUGCAAACUAUCGACAUUUAUACGACAGUUUAGUACCACAAAUCGUUUGCUGUUGACCGGUACCCCAUUACAAAAUAACCUACAUGAAUUGUGGGCUUUGUUGAAUUUCAUGCUGCCGGAUAUUUUCAAUAGCGCCGAUGAUUUUGAUCAAUGGUUCAACACAGAUGCCUGUCUGGAUGAUGCGGCCUUGGUGAAGCGGUUACAUUCCAUAUUGGAACCUUUUCUGCUGCGCCGCUUAAAAUUGGAUGUGGAGAAGAGUUUGAAACCGAAAAAAGUCACCAAAAUUUAUGUGGGGCUGUCAAAAAUGCAAAUCGAAUGGUAUCAGAGAAUAUUGAGAAAGGAGAUAACGGUGGUAAAUAACAUUGAUAAUAGUGUGACAAAGAGGAAUUUGUUCAAUACACUUAUGCAAUGUCGCAAGUGUACCAAUCAUCCGUAUUUAUUCGAUGGUGCCGAACCAGGACCACCCUACACCACGGAUAUGCAUAUUGUCAAUAAUUCGGGGAAAAUGAUGGCAUUGGAUAAAAUUCUCCAUCGUCUACAGCAGCAGGGAUCAAGAGUUUUAAUAUUUUCACAAUUUAAAAUCAUGUUAACUAUAUUGGAAGAUUAUUGUGCGUGGCGUUCGUUUAGCUAUUGUCGCCUAGAUGGCAGCACACGUCACGAAGAACGUACACGACAAAUCGAUGAAUAUAAUGCCAAAGAUUCAAAAGUAUUCAUAUUCCUGCUAUCAACCAGGGCCGGUGGUUUGGGUAUUAAUUUGACCACAGCCGAUGUCGUUAUAUUCUAUGACUCGGAUUUUAAUCCGCAAAUGGAUUUACAGGCCAUGGAUCGUGCCCAUCGCAUUGGCCAGACGAAAAAGGUGCGAGUAUUUCGUUUAAUUACCAAAGACACGAUCGAAGAGAAAAUCAUCCAGAUGUCGGAAAAGAAAUUGGAACUGGAUAAGACGGUAAUACAAAAGGGCAAGAAUGCAUUUGUAUUGAGUAAGGAUGUUAUAUUGGAUAUGUUGCGUGGUGAAAAGAUCGAUGAGCGGAAAGAAUUUGUUUUAAGCGAUCGAGAAAUUAAGGCUAUACUUGCAAAAGAUGAUGAUGACGAUGAUGAUGAAGAGAAAGUGGUGGGAAAGUAG
Messenger RNA from Musca vetustissima, 1905 nucleotides. Its product is annotated as chromatin-remodeling complex ATPase chain Iswi-like. Gene Ontology annotation, cellular component: nucleus; chromatin. Bases 1 to 1905 code for a protein of 634 amino acids. Lineage: Eukaryota; Metazoa; Arthropoda; Insecta; Diptera; Muscidae. The record is from RefSeq and is a predicted model, not a curated record. Gene Ontology annotation, biological process: nucleosome organization; regulation of transcription by RNA polymerase II. The transcript is spliced from 2 exons. Gene Ontology annotation, molecular function: ATP-dependent chromatin remodeler activity; DNA binding; histone binding.